AGCGCUGGGCGUGCACUGAGCUCAGCUGCGCUUGGAGAUUUCACCACGUCGAUUUCUUGAGCAGCAGCUGCCUCCCUCCCUCUUUCCGUUGUGCCUGCGUGCCGAUGGAGCUGUUCCGGGGGAAGUCGCUGCUCAAGAGAGACGGCACGACCAUCUCGGCCGACGGGGUGCUGCGCAACAAGCGGCUCGUGUGCAUCUACUUCGCGGCACAGUGGUGCCCGCCGUGCCGCACCUUCACGCCGCUGCUGGCCGACGCCUACCGGAGGGCCAAGGACGACGGACUGGCCAUCGAAGUAGUCUUCGUGUCAUCGGAUAAAAGCUCUGAAGACAUGCUCGCCUACGUGCGGAGCGACCACGAAGACUGGCCUAUGCUUCCCUACGGCGACGGGCUGCAGUCCGUUCUCAAGGCCCGGUACAAGGUCUCCGGCAUACCGACGUUGGUCGUGGUCAGUGCGGACGGAUCACUGGUGUGCGCCAACGGCAGGCCCGACGUCCAGAUCAAGGGCUGCCAGGCGUUCAAGGACUGGAUGAGUUGCAUAUGAACGUGCGAUGAUGGAAGGCGAACGCUAGCGUCACGUCAAAUAAAUCUCCUCGCUUCUGUUUUUGAUAGAA
Molecule: messenger RNA, 612 nt
Organism: Dermacentor albipictus
Lineage: Eukaryota; Metazoa; Arthropoda; Arachnida; Ixodida; Ixodidae
Source: RefSeq, a predicted model, not a curated record